CUUUGCAUUUCUUAGUUCCUCAGAGAAGUGCCCAGAGAGUCAGACUUCUGGUGGCCCUGUAGCUUCAGCUGGACAUGCUGCUGUUGCUUCUGCUGCUCUGGGGAAUGAAAGGGGUAGAGGGUGGGCGUGAUGCCGUGGAGGGUUACACCCUGAGUGUGGAAAGGGAGGUGGUGGUGCAAGAGGGCCUGUGUAUCCGUGUACCUUGUACGUUCUCCAUCGCCAUAGAGAAAUGGACCUACAAAGACCCGAUUCAUGGAUACUGGUUCCGUAGUGGAGCCAAUACUUGGCGUGAUUUCCCAGUGGCCACAAAUAACCCACAAAGGCCAGCACUGAAGGAGACCCAGGGCCGAUUCUUCCUGCUGGGAGACCCACAGAAGAACAACUGCUCCCUGGACAUCAGAGAGACCAGGAAGGAGGACACAGGCUCAUACUUCUUUCGCCUGGAAGGAGGAAAUGUGAAGUAUAGUUAUGUUUGGAACACGAUGACUCUGCAUGUGACAGCCCUCACUAACACCCCCCACAUCCUUAUCCCGGAGACCCUGGAGGCUGGACGUCCCAGCAACCUGACCUGCUCUGCGCCUUGGGCCUGUGAGCCCCCCAACUUCUCCUGGACUUGUACCUCUAUGUCACUCUUGAGCACCAAUGCCAUUGGUUCCUCAGUGCUGACCAUCAUCCCCCAGCCCCAGGACCAUGGCACCAACCUCACUUGUCAGGUGACCCUGCCUGGAACUGGUGUGACCACAAGGAUGACCAUCCGUCUCAAUGUGUCAUAUGCUCCAAAGAAUCUAACCAUGACUGUCUACGAAGGAGUUGGUCCAGGGAAAUCAGGACUGAUGGCCGAGGUGGUUCUGGUGGCUGUGGUAGAGGCAGCUGUUAAAGUCCUGCUUCUUGGGCUGUGCCUCAUUAUUCUCAGAGUGAGGUCACGUAGGAAGAGGACAGCGAGGGCAGCAGUGCGCAGGGACUAUUCAGACAUGGCCACCAGUUAGUUCUCAGAAUGAUCUUCCAGAUGGAGGCAUCACUCACUUCCUCCACUGCCUGAACAAUCCUGAACCGUCACAUAGAUGGAGAUGGGCAGUCAUCACAGCCUGCAGUGAGAGCCUUGCAUGGUCUAUGUGCUGCUGGACUCUUCUCCCAAUGUUCUCUGUUCAUUGCAUCAUGAAUUGCUUACUCGGCCUUCCCAGUCCCCUAUAUGGAAAAUUGUAUAUUUGUGAGUCUCCAUGCCUCAGAGCCCUUCCCCAACCUCUCCCCCUGUCCCUUACCUGAGCACCUCAGCCUCUAGCUGUAUAUUACUCUGGGUAGGCAUGUGCUUGUCAUGCACCUCAGAUCACAUGCAGAAGUGACAAUAUUACUACAUAUGGACCAUUUUCAUGGGUGCUAGGCAUACCUCAGGACACAGAACUGCUUCCAUUUCUGUUACCAAAGACUGACUGAUGUAAAGAUGAGAACAGGAAUAAAAAUAUGCAAUGAAUGAGGACAUGUCAACUGGAGAUGUGAGUGUGAAGACAAUUGAUGCAGGAGAGGGGUUGGUGACACUUGAGUGAUGCUUGGAAAGCUCUCAAGUGAGAAGCAGCAGCCUCUUUGAGUCUGUUGGAGGAAGAGGCCUCCAGGAGAUGGACUGGAGAACAGUGUGCCCAAUGGCUUAGAGGCAGAAGCUGGCCUACAGUGUGGUACUCACAGAAAAAGACUGAGAUUUAGAGCAGAGGGAGGCAGAGGGAGGGCAAUGGAAGAUGUUAAUCUAUAGGGCAUGGUGAGAAACAAGCAGAGCUGUGGCUGGAUUUUCAUGUUAAUGGAAUCCCAAGGCUUGUCUGCUAAUACAUCCUGGAACAGCUGAAAGAAGAGUGUGCUUGUCACUGUCACCCAAUGUCUGAGGAAAACAAUUCAGAAGGAAGAAAGGUUUCUCUGGACUCAUGAUUUCAUAGGUUUCAUGGUCAUGGGCCCUUGCCAUGGGGCUGUGGUGACAGGAACGUGUGGUAGAGGCCUGUUCACCCCAUGAAAGCUAGGAGAGGCAAAAGAGACAGAGAGGAAUUAGCCAGGGUCCCAAGAUCCAUUUCAGGUGCACACGUCCAGUGAUCUCACUCUUCCCCACUCCCUACAUAAUCCAUCACACCCAUUUCACUGCCAGCUGGGUACCAGGCUUUAACACAUAAACCUUAGGGAACAUUAGACCAAAGCUAUCCUGGGGGGGGGGGAAGCUACUCUGCCUCCUGGAGGAGGAGCAGUGACAUGGGUGUGUGCUGCCACAGCCGGAAGCUCAGACCGACAGAUCUAAUGGCUUUUGGCAGUGAAGGGCAGAAAAGAGCUGGAGCUGUCGUAGGAUGCUUCCUGAGCACCAGGAAUGAGGGUUCCUGCUCCCUCAGUGGUUGGUGUGAGGGGAAGGUGUCAAUUCUGAGAGGUGUCUUCCAUGCACAUGGUGAUGUCAGGAGGGUUGUAUCCAGCCUGUGGAUGGAGGACAGGGUCAGAUUUAGCAUGUCAAUGCCAUGUUGGGAAAAGUGACACCCACAAGGGUGGGAACAGACAGCAAAUGAGAAACAGAGCUGUUCCCAAGGACCUUAGCAACAGCAGGUGUUCGCUUACAAAUUGUGAUAAUUUAUUUGAAUUGCCCUUGGAUAUUUUCACAAAAUAUUUUCAGCUUAUUAAAGUAAAUGUAAAAACUAAAAUUUAGAGGUUAAAGAGAGGUGGAUCAAGUUGAAAAUCACUCACUGCUCUUGCAGAGAACCUGGUUUUGGUUGUCCCACAUGUUGGGACACAACCUUCUGUAACAGUUCCUGGAUUUCCUUUCCUGGACUCCUCAGGAGCCAGGCACACACGUGCAGCACAGACAUAUAGGCAGGCAAGACAAAUAAGUUUACUCAUACAUAAGCAAAAAUUUAACAUUAAAAGUUAGUGUCCUUGGGUAGAAUGUUACUGUGGCCAUGGCAGAGGAGCAGCAGGUAGCAACUGAGCUCCAGGAGUUAGGUCACCAGAACGCAAGGCUCUGAUUGGUGAAUAUCCGAUAGGCAAGGCCUUGAGGUCUUGGGCUCCAGAAUGUCUCUUGCUACUGCUGUGCAUUUACAUGAUUGCCACUGCCAUUUUUCUCUGGUAUC
This is a messenger RNA of Peromyscus leucopus (white-footed mouse), 3083 nucleotides long. RefSeq names its product sialic acid-binding Ig-like lectin 12. Gene Ontology annotation, biological process: cell adhesion. Bases 75 to 986 code for a protein of 303 amino acids. Gene Ontology annotation, cellular component: plasma membrane. The record is from RefSeq and is a predicted model, not a curated record. NCBI's taxonomy places the organism in Eukaryota, Metazoa, Chordata, Mammalia, Rodentia, Cricetidae. The transcript is spliced from 6 exons. Gene Ontology annotation, molecular function: sialic acid binding.